This is a messenger RNA of Colletotrichum truncatum, 1899 nucleotides long. RefSeq names its product serine threonine protein. Gene Ontology annotation, cellular component: nucleus. The record is from RefSeq and is a predicted model, not a curated record. NCBI's taxonomy places the organism in Eukaryota, Fungi, Ascomycota, Sordariomycetes, Glomerellales, Glomerellaceae. Gene Ontology annotation, biological process: mitotic DNA damage checkpoint signaling; protein phosphorylation. Gene Ontology annotation, molecular function: ATP binding; protein binding; protein serine/threonine kinase activity.
AUGGCCAGUGACGACACCGUGCGGCUCGUGGAAACGGCCGAGCUGGCCGUGAGGAUCGGGUCCGAUGAGACCGUCAUCCAUCCGCAUGCCGAUCAUGGACCGGCAAAGGAAGAACACUGGAAAAGUGAAUCAUAUCUUGGAAGUGGCGGAGUUGGAUUGGUAUUUCGGGAGAAGUGUGUCGUGGGACCGUCAUUUGGCCAACUAAGAGCUGUCAAGGAGAUUCCGAAGCCAAAAAAUCAAAAGGAAGUUGACAUGGACAUCAUGAGUGAACUCACAGGGCUGAUUACUUUUUCCCAACCAGAGUAUGAGGCAUAUUUUGUCAAAACAUUAGGUUGGUAUCAGACUUCAUUAAAAGUUUUUGUUGCUAUGGAGUAUCUACCUCAAGGCAAUUUGCACGCCCAUCUUAUGGACCAAGGUCCGAUUCCUGAAAAUGAAGCGAAACUUGUCAUUCGGCAAGUACUUCGCGGUCUCACUUACAUACACCAACACAAUCUAGCACACCGAGGGAUAAAACCAUCUAACCUAGUGAUUCGAACUCAACCACCCGGCCAGGAGUGGUGGGUCAAAAUUGGCGACUUUGGAAUCAGCAAGAGCCCAAGACGUACCGUCAGUAUGUCACUGGCAGCCAGUGAAACCAUGGGCUUUUUGGCUCCAGAGAUUCUCGGGCUGUGUCCUGCGGCCACUGAUCUCCCAAGUGAGACUGCGGCUCAGAAAAGCGACAUGUGGGCUGUUGGGGAAACCCUACAUUUCAUACUCACAUGUGCCCAUUCUUUUGGCCAGGAUGUCGACGCUCUCCAGGACUACACCCAAGAUCGUCGAUCUUUUCCGAAUGAAAGACUCCAGGGACAGGGAAUCACAUCUCUCUGCGUGACAUUCAUUCAGGGUCUGAUGUGUUCACAGCCGAGUCUACGUCCGGGGCCCGAGCAAUCCCUCGAUCAUGUUUGGGCUAGGAUGCCCAACCACUACGCCACAUCAUUUUCUCGAUUAUGUUGCAUGAUACGAUGUCGAGGGUUAGAAGCGCCUUCGAUGGUAUUCUCCCGCGACGGGGAGCGACUUCUCGUCGUAUCCCCAGAGAAGAUUUAUCUUGUCGAAUCCGCCACAGGAAACGUACUCAGAACCUACGAGUCCUCGAAUCGAACAUUUGUGGCUGCAGCAAUCUCGCCCGAUGAUAGGUUUGCUAUGGUAUUGGAGGACUCUGGUCGACUGAAUCGCUUUGAGGUCGCGAAGUUGAAGCUCCUAGAAGAGAGAGGACCGUUUGGAAAGAUGCCUGCCGGAGACUGCUUCGUAACCUACUCCCACGAUGGGCGAUGCCUGGCGACCGCACAUAAAAGCAACAUUGUUAUUUGGAACCUAAAGGGAUCCGCUUUGCCAACAGCUGGAACGUGGCGUACGGGCAACUUCACUGUUAGGUCAAUGCAGUUUACAACAGACGACAAGUGCAUCAUCCUCGCUCUGGAUAGUGCAGUCUACAUCAUGCCGAUCAUGCCUGGCUUCAACAGGCCAGGCUACAAACUUGGAGAAGAGAUGAUCAAAUAUCCCAUUCCUGGGUAUGUCUCUGCUAUUGCGCCAAACGGUGUUGACUUUAUGCACUGCGACGAGAAUCAUAUUUACCUUUGGCGGGAUAGCGCCCAUUGCUGGCGAAGGCAAUACUAUCAUUCAGUGCCCUUCCAAAGGGCUUCUUUUUCGUCAUCUGGAGCCACAGUUGCCACGAUAGACGUUCAGGGAAAAGUAACACUUUGGCGGGCAAGAAGCAUGAGUGAAGUCGGGUGUCUUAAGUUUCCAGAAGACUUGGUUUUCAAACUGACAGUGUCACCGCCGGCGGGGAAGUAUAUUGCCCUGGGGAUAAUGGACCAUAAAGGACCGAAGGUUGUGGUGAGGGAGAUUCUCAGUUAUGAUUGA